CUAUCUCCAGUAAUUGUGCAUACGAGUUUGAAGGUUCAUUAGAAAUUCUACAACACAAAAAGUGAAUGGCUUACUCGAUAGGAGACGUUCAUAAAUGUACAAUUAGAAAUGAUUGAUUCUGACGGAAAUUAGGCAUGUUAAUGAAUACUAAAGCAUAUUAAUCUAAUCUGUGGUUGAAUCUUGAGUCUGUGUGGGAAAAUAUUUCUUGCAGAAUAAAGGAGCCAUCACAUGAUUAAUUAGCCUGAGAGGCAUUAGACAUAUUUAUAGGUAGAAUAGCCUGUCGAGAGUUUAUCCAUCUUCUCCGUCUCUUCAGUCAUUCCACUUUUAUAAUUACUACAUAAACGCACAGAUUUAUGACUAAUCUAUAGCGGUCAAGAAAAUCAUUGAACUACCUUUUCCGUUAUGAAGGUUUCAUUUUCCUCAGUGCGCGAGAGAACCUGCGCGAGACGCACCGGCUUGCUCACUUCAAAAUGUUUAAAAACUUUACCAUGUGUAAAUACUUAUUUGCAAUGAUGGCCCUGAUCUUGGUUCUCACAUACCAUGUCAGUGGAAAUUCAGAGGAUCCCCUUUUCAAAUGUUUACAAGACCCUGAUUAUGAUGAGCUUCUGAGGAUAACGAAACAAGGUCUCCCUCCAACGAAAACUCCUCAGCAUAUCAUAAUUGUUGGUGGAGGUGCUGCUGGACUUACUGCUGCUAAGUUUCUGGAAGAUGCAGGGCACAAGGUGACAAUUAUUGAGGCCAGUAAACGUAUAGGUGGAAGAAUUCUAACAUAUAGGGAUGAAAAAGAGAGCUGGUAUGCGGAACUCGGUGCCAUGAGGAUUCCAAAUUUUCACAAGAUUUUAUUGACAUUAGCAAAUAAGUUGGGCCUGAAGCUCGGGACAUUUGUACAGGAAGACAAUAACACUUACUAUUUUAUAAAUGGCAUGCGUCACAAAACCUACACCGUCAGGCAGAACCCAGAUGUUCUGAACUACACUUUGAAUGAAUGGGAGAAGGGGAAAAAUGCCAGUCAGCUACUUAACAUGGCACUGGGCACGUUAAAAGAUGAUCUGCAGAAAAUGGGCUGUAAGAAAAUGCUGCAGAAAUAUGAUCCAUACUCUGUUAAGGAGUAUUUAGUGAAUGUGGGAAAUUUAAGCAGAGGAGCUUUACAAAUGAUUGGAGAUGUCCUAAACGAGAACAGCUUCUACUACACGGCCCUCACUGAAAUGCUUUACAUUCAGUCUGAUAUAACCGACAACGAAAUGUAUUAUGAAUUUAAAGGUGGCUUUGAUUCAUUCUCAGAUGCAUUCUACACUGUGCUAAAUGCCACAAUCCUUCUGAAGUCAAAAGUCCAGGCCAUCAGUCAAACGGAUAACAAUGUGACAGUUUCAUACCAAGACUGGCAUAACCCCUCCACUCUCACCAACAUUUCUGCUGAUUAUGUCUUAGUGACAGCCACGGCCAAAGCAACGCUCUUAAUUGAUUUUAAUCCACCUUUAUCAUCUUUAAAGAUGGAAGCGCUGCGAUCACUGCACUAUUCUAGCUCAACAAAAGUGGUGCUAAGUUUCAGCAAAAAGUUCUGGGAGAAUGAUGAUGGCAUUAAGGGUGGGAAAAGUAUCACAGAUCUGCCGUCACGGUUCAUUCACUACCCCAGCCAUGGCUUCCCCGGGAUAUCAGGGGGGGCUGUGUUAGCAUCUUACACCUCCUCAGAUGAAGCUGCACUCCUCCAGACCAUACCGGACGAUGAAUUGAAGGCUCUGGUAUUGAAUGACCUGGUAAAGAUCCAUGGAGAACACAUCCGCCAUCUCUGUACGGGGGGCGUUGUGAAAAAGUGGGGACUGGAUCCUUAUAGCCAUGGUGCCUUUGCCAUCUCCACUCCAUUUCAGAUGAUAGACUAUGACAGUAGUCUAGCUCAGCAUGAGGGGAGGAUUCACUUCGCUGGAGAGCAUACGGCCAGACCCCAUGCUUGGAUUGAGACUGCCAUGAAAUCUGCUCUAAGAGCUGCAAAGAAUAUAAAUAACAAUGUAAAGUAGGAAGGAAAUAAAAGAAUACAAAUGAAACAUGAUGGUAUGUCCUUCAAUAAUGCUUAUAUAAUUAGAAUACAGUCAAGAAUAAUCAAGUAUUUAUUUCCUUGCAAUAUCAACAUCUAAUGAGUAAUCAUAUAGACAGACAUACUUAAUGAUGUAAACUAUUUAAUUAUUUUUCGUGAAAUUAAUUUUAGUUACCAGGUUUUAACACUUAAAUCUAAGAAACAUUAUAUUAUAGUGACCUUCUAAGCUUAUAUAGAGAGAAUCAUGACACUUAAUACACCAAUGUAACCUUAACCAUGAUCCAGAUUUCUUUUUCUAACUGUCAACAUAUAUCAUGCAAAAAUGCUGCCAAACUAAAAAAAAAAAGGAAUGCUAUUACCUUUUAAUACAUACUGUAAACAGUAUUGUUAAAUAAUUUUUGUAUUUAUUAAUCUCAUGGUGUAGUGUUUAUGUGAUUUUUGUUGUACAUUUACAAGUUGAGUGAAUACAUAAAUAAAUGUUACAAAUGUUUUUCAGAGAUGAAUAAAACGCUGUUUUUGUUUUA
This is a messenger RNA of Myxocyprinus asiaticus (Chinese sucker), 2553 nucleotides long. RefSeq names its product L-amino-acid oxidase-like. Gene Ontology annotation, biological process: amino acid catabolic process. The transcript is spliced from 8 exons. Lineage: Eukaryota; Metazoa; Chordata; Actinopteri; Cypriniformes; Catostomidae. Bases 471 to 2012 code for a protein of 513 amino acids. The record is from RefSeq and is a predicted model, not a curated record. Gene Ontology annotation, molecular function: L-amino-acid oxidase activity; polyamine oxidase activity.